CUUCGCAGUCGGCCGCGCCGCCUAACCCGCCUCCAGCCUCCUACCCACCGAAGCACGCCAGCCGCGGAGCCACCCCGAAGGAACCUCUUCCGCACUGCCUUCGUUCUCGUCCUCCUCCGCACCCGUCCUCUAGUAUUGUAUUGGCGUGGCGUGUAGUGGAGAUCCAUCCGGACUUUAUUUCUUUGAUAUUGGAAGGGAAAAAAGUAUUCAGGAAAACCCAGUUUCUCAAAAAUGAAUAAGGGCAAGAUUUUCAAGUUGGCAAAGGGAUUUAGAGGAAGGGCAAAAAAUUGCAUAAGGAUAGCAAGGGAGAGGGUUGAGAAAGCCUUGCAAUAUUCCUACAGGGACAGACGUAACAAGAAGAGGGAUAUGAGAUCCCUUUGGAUUGAGCGCAUUAAUGCUGGUACACGAUUGCAUGGGGUGAACUAUGGCAACUUUAUGCAUGGAUUGGUAAAGGAGAACAUCCAACUCAACAGGAAGGUUCUCUCGGAGCUGUCGAUGCAUGAACCUUACAGCUUCAAGGUGCUUGUUGAUGCAUCUCGCACGGCAUUUCCAGGGAACAAGCCUGUCAAAAAGGAGGGUCUAGCAGCUAUCCUAUGAAACAAUUUGUCCAAUAAGUCACUGAUUGUCUUUCCUUCCUUGCAGUUGAAAGUUACUACUCCUAUUUUCUGUUAGUUUGCAUGCCCAGUGACUCAUGUAAUUUUGCCUUACAAGUAUUUAGGCUAUUCCCUUUGUUACUAGCUUUGAUAAACAAAGCUGAAACAUCCAUUUACAUUAUUGGUCUUUUGGCCCCUGUCA
Molecule: messenger RNA, 795 nt
Organism: Phragmites australis (common reed)
Lineage: Eukaryota; Viridiplantae; Streptophyta; Magnoliopsida; Poales; Poaceae
Exons: 3
Coding region: 232-597 (121 amino acids)
Biological process (GO): translation; ribosomal large subunit assembly
Cellular component (GO): ribosome
Molecular function (GO): structural constituent of ribosome; rRNA binding
Source: RefSeq, a predicted model, not a curated record